AAAGAUAAAAUGACAAAAUAUUCAGCUUCAGUUCAAAGACUUCCAUUGCAGUGGUGUUCUGUCAUUAGAUGUCCCCAGUCUGUUAGUCUGCAUCAUUCAACCCACUUCCUGCGAGCCUAUUUGGGUCAUUCUGAACCAGGGGCGGACUGACCCAUUUGGAAACUCGGGCACUGCACGAGGGCCCGUGGUUAGUAGGGGGCCCCAUGAGAUGCCCCUGGUACCUUUUUAAUAGGCUUUUUUGAGUUUGGGCAAGGGCACAGGAGCCCAAUGAUCCCCUAUUGCCCGGGGGCCCCAUGAGUUGUCAGUCCGCCCCUGCUCGCACAAUAAGCAU
Messenger RNA from Staurois parvus, 331 nucleotides. Lineage: Eukaryota; Metazoa; Chordata; Amphibia; Anura; Ranidae. The record is from the annotation of a GenBank genome assembly.